AUGGCCUCUCCGAGGGCCCAGCACCACGCUGACCGGGCUCUUCCCCCAUCCCGCAGGCUGGAGGAGGUGCCCUUGGAGGUGCUGCGGCAGCGGGAGUCCAAGUGGCUGGAUAUGCUCAACAACUGGGACAAGUGGAUGGCCAAAAAACACAAGAAGAUCCGGCUGCGGUGCCAGAAGGGGAUCCCGCCCUCGCUGCGGGGCCGAGCCUGGCAGUACCUCUCCGGGAGCAAGGUCAAACUGGAGCAGAACAUCCACAAGUUUGAAGAACUGGAUCUCCUCCCAGGGGACCCAAAGUGGCUGGAUGUGAUUGAGCGGGAUCUCCAUCGGCAGUUCCCCUUCCACGAGAUGUUCGUCUCGCGCGGAGGCCAUGGGCAGCAGGACCUGUUUCGGGUGUUGAAGGCCUACACGCUGUACCGCCCCGAGGAGGGCUACUGCCAGGCCCAGGCCCCCAUCGCUGCCGUCCUGCUCAUGCACAUGCCGGCCGAGCAAGCGUUCUGGUGCCUGGUGCAGAUCUGCGAGAAGUACCUCCCCGGCUACUACAGCGAGAAGCUGGAGGCCAUUCAGCUGGACGGGCAGAUCCUCUUCUCGCUGCUACACAAGGUCUCACCCGUGGCCUACAAGCACCUGAGCAAGCAGAAGAUCGACCCCAUCCUCUACAUGACGGAGUGGUUCAUGUGCGCCUUCUCCCGCACGCUGCCCUGGAGCUCCGUCCUGCGCGUCUGGGACAUGUUCUUCUGCGAAGGAGUGAAGAUCAUUUUCCGGGUGGGCCUCGUGCUGCUCAAACACACGCUGGGCUCCUCGGACAAGCUCAAGUCCUGCCAGGGCCAGUACGAGACCAUGGAGAGGCUGAGGGCUCUCAGCCCCAAGAUCAUGCAGGAGACCUUCCUUGUGCAGGAGGUCAUCGAGCUGCCGGUGACGGAGCGUCAGAUCGAGCGGGAGCACCUGAUCCAGCUGAAGAAGUGGCGGGAGACGCACGGGGAGCUGCAGUGCAAGUCCCCCCCGCGCCUGCACGGCGCCAAGGCCAUCAGCGAGGCCGAGCCCCCCACCCGCAAGGCGCUGGAGUCCGUCCCCUCCAUCAUCGUCCCCCCCGGGCCAGCCCCCGUGCCCAAGGCCCGCAAGAGCAAGGAGAAGAGCCGAGAGAAGAGCCCGGCUGGCCCUGCCAAUGGCCCCGGGGCCGAGGGCAACGGGGUGCCUGGCUCGGCCCGGGAGCUGCUGCACCCCCAGGUCUCCCCCCACCACCAGUCCAAGGAGAGCUUGAGCUCCCGGGAGAGCGAGGACACGUACUUGUAGGGCCGGCGUGGGGCUGGGUCCGCACCCCGGGCAGCUGGGCUGCGCACGGACCUGGGCUCGAGGACACUGCUGGGGGCUGUGCAGGGACCCGGGGCGGGGGGACACGGGCUAGAGGGAUGGGGACAGGCUGGCCGGCCUGGGGACACCGUGGUCCCUCGUGUGCAGGGGCAGGCUCGAAGCUGGGGGGCAUCUGUGGGGGCUUGGCCAGGGGUUGGUGACCAAAGGGGACACCGUCUGUCGGUCUGCACUGGGUGCCCACCCCCGCAGGGUGCUGGCACCACAAGCGGUGGGAGCCCUGGAAGGGGGUGGCUGAGCCACCCAAGCUCCCCCCCUCUGAUGACCGGGGGGGGGCUGCCCCAUGGGCCCUUCUCCCUGUCCCAGAGCCCCUUGACCCGCCGCCCCCAGGGUCCCUCCCGUGGCCUCCAGCCCUCUCCCACCCUGUGCUGGCCGGGCAGACCCAGUGGCACAGGGAGACUGGGGGUAUGUGAGGAGCUGGGGGAGGCCCUCACCCCCCACCCCCCCUUUAUCUAGCGAGGAUAUAUCAAGCUGUAGCCCUAUAUGUAGUACCCAAUUACCUACUCACUGAGCCUAUUUAUUAUUCCUCCGUGGCAGUAAUCGUCGCAGGACAGGGACCCAGGUUGGGAGCUGCAGUGGGAUGUGAUGCCAGACCACAGCUGUGGGGCUAAAGCCCCCCCCCCACCCCUCUCUGGGCUCCCCAUGGCUUGUGGGGGGAGCAUUCACCCUCCUGGGGGUCUCCCCACCGCUGCCACCCACCCCAGGCCCCAGCAGAGGUGAGAUGGGGUGGGCGAGCGACUGGGUGCUCCCAUGUUGUGGGGUCCCCUCUCACCUCCCCCUUACCCCCCCAAGGGCCGGGGGGUGGCUUUGUAAAAUAAAGCGGGGGAAAAAACCGGUUUUGUACAAAGGGGUAAAUAAAGCAGGAUUGUGUAAAGGCGCAGCA
This is a messenger RNA of Calidris pugnax (ruff), 2248 nucleotides long. RefSeq names its product TBC1 domain family member 10A (gene TBC1D10A). Lineage: Eukaryota; Metazoa; Chordata; Aves; Charadriiformes; Scolopacidae. The coding region runs from base 1 to 1290 and encodes 429 amino acids. The transcript has 9 exons. The record is from RefSeq and is a predicted model, not a curated record.